AUGGUGGAUCCCAGUGGCAACGAAUCCAGUGCCACAUAUUUCAUUCUAAUAGGCCUGCCAGGAUUGGAAGAAGCUCAGUUCUGGUUGGCCUUCCCGUUGUGCUCCCUUUACUUUAUCGCCGUGCUAGGUAACUUGACAAUCAUCUACAUUGUGUGGACGGAGCAUAGCCUACACGAACCCAUGUAUAUCUUUCUUUGCAUGCUUUCUGGCCUUGAUGUCCUCAUAUCCACCUCAUCCAUGCCCAAAAUGAUGGCCAUCUUCUGGUUCAAUUCCACUACCAUACAGUUUGAUGCUUGUCUGCUACAGAUGUUUGCCAUCCACUCCUUAUCUGGCAUGGAGUCCACGGUGCUGCUGGCCAUGGCCUUUGACCGCUAUGUGGCAAUCUGCCACCCACUACGCCAUGCCACUGUGCUAACAUUGCCUCGUGUUACCAAGAUCGGUAUGGCUGCUGUGGUACGGGGUGUUGCACUUAUGGCACCCCUGCCUUUCUUCAUCAAACAUCUGCCCUUCUGCCGCUCCAAUAUCCUUUCCCAUUCCUACUGCCUACACCAAGAUGUCAUGAAGCUGGCCUGUGCUGACAUCCGCGUCAAUAUCAUCUAUGGCCUCAUUGUCAUCAUUUCUGCCAUUGGCCUGGACUCACUUCUCAUCUCCUUGUCAUAUCUGCUUAUCCUCAAGACUGUGUUGGGCUUGACACAUGAAACCCAGGCAAAGGCAUUUGGUACUUGUGUCUCUCAUGUGUGUGCUGUUUUCAUAUUCUAUGUACCUUUCAUUGGGUUGUCUAUGGUGCACCGGUUUGACAAGCGGCAUGACUCCCUCCUGCCUGUCAUCAUGGCCAACACCUAUCUGCUUGUUCCUCCCGUGCUCAACCCUAUUGUCUACGGAGUGAAGACAAAGGAGAUCCGGCAGCGUAUCCUUCGUCUUUUCCAUGUGACCACCCACACUUCUGAUCCCUAG
Messenger RNA from Physeter macrocephalus (sperm whale), 954 nucleotides. Its product is annotated as olfactory receptor 51E1. Gene Ontology annotation, cellular component: plasma membrane. The record is from RefSeq and is a predicted model, not a curated record. Gene Ontology annotation, molecular function: olfactory receptor activity; G protein-coupled receptor activity. Lineage: Eukaryota; Metazoa; Chordata; Mammalia; Artiodactyla; Physeteridae. Bases 1 to 954 code for a protein of 317 amino acids. Gene Ontology annotation, biological process: G protein-coupled receptor signaling pathway. The transcript has a single exon.